ACUGCGUUUUACCAAACGCCGCCAGCAGGAUCGGUGAGGAGGUGGCUGUAACCGGUCGUUGCCUAGUACGGUUUCUCGGCGUUCCUCUCAGUCAGGCGCCACCUUUAAUUUGGGUCUGCGAUGCCGAUGUACCAGGUAAAGCCCUAUCACGAGGGCGGCGCAUCCCUCCGUGUAGAGCUUCCCACCUGCAUGUACCGGCUCCCCAAUGUACACGGCAGAAGCGGCGGCCCGGCGCCCGACACGGGCCACGUGCAGGAGGAGUCUGACCCAUCUCUGCAAGCUCUAGAGUCUCGCCAAGAUGAUAUUUUAAAACGUUUAUAUGAGUUGAAAGCUGCAGUUGAUGGUCUUUCCAAGAUGAUUCAAACACCAGAUGCAGACUUGGAUGUAACCAACAUAAUCCAAGCCGAUGAGCCCACUGCUUUAGCAACCAAUGCACUGGACUUGAAUUUAGUGUUGGGAAAGGGUUAUGGGGCACUGAAAGAUAUCGUGAUCAAUGCAAACCCGGCCUCCCCUCCACUUUCCCUGCUUGUGCUGCACAGGCUUCUGUGUGACCACUAUAGGGUCCUGUCCACUGUGCAUACACAUUCAUCAGUCAAGAACGUGCCUGAAAACCUUCUCAAGUGCUUUGGAGAACAGACUAAAAAACAGCCCCGUCAUGAAUAUCAGCUGGGUUUUACUCUCAUUUGGAAGAAUGUGCCGAAGACACAGAUGAAAUUCAGUGUCCAGACGAUGUGCCCCAUUGAAGGAGAAGGGAACAUUGCACGUUUCUUGUUCUCUCUGUUUGGCCAAAAGCAUAAUGCUAUAAAUUCGACCCUAAUAGAUAGCUGGGUAGACAUUGCUAUUUUUCAGUUAAAAGAGGGAAGCAGUAAAGAAAAAGCUGCUGUUUUUCGUUCCAUGAACUCUGCUCUUGGGAAGAGCCCUUGGCUAGCUGGGAAUGAACUCACUGUGGCAGAUGUCGUGCUUUGGUCUGUGCUUCAGCAGACUGGAAGCUGCAGUGCGACAGUGCCAGCCAACGUGCAGAGGUGGAUGCGGUCUUGUGAAAACCUGGCUCCUUUUAACACUGCCCUAAAGUUCCUUAAAAGUGAAUUUUAGUAAUAGUUUUUUAAUGGUUUAGAUUUUUAAAAUGGUGCUCUUUCAUGCCUGUUGUCAGUAAAGAGACUUGUAUUAGAAUCAAAGUCUUUUUAUUUAGGCCAAUUGUCAAGUAUCAAUAAAAGCAUCAUGUAAUUU
Molecule: messenger RNA, 1227 nt
Organism: Otolemur garnettii (small-eared galago)
Lineage: Eukaryota; Metazoa; Chordata; Mammalia; Primates; Galagidae
Gene: AIMP2
Product: aminoacyl tRNA synthetase complex interacting multifunctional protein 2
Exons: 4
Coding region: 121-1092 (323 amino acids)
Cellular component (GO): aminoacyl-tRNA synthetase multienzyme complex
Source: RefSeq, a predicted model, not a curated record